Molecule: messenger RNA, 1098 nt
Organism: Verticillium nonalfalfae
Lineage: Eukaryota; Fungi; Ascomycota; Sordariomycetes; Glomerellales; Plectosphaerellaceae
Exons: 3
Coding region: 1-1098 (365 amino acids)
Source: RefSeq, a predicted model, not a curated record
AUGAAACUUCUGGGGGACAUGGAGGCCAUGUAUAAUGUCAUGAAGCCUAAUGGGAUGCAUGCUGAUAAGGGCAAGAACACCGUCACGACUGCCGAUGCCGAAUUGGGCAAACCUAUUGAGUCUCAAGGUCCUCUGACAAGCUCGCAAGUGCGGAAGAGGGCCGUAGAGGCAGAAAAGCAGAGACCAGGGACAGCGGCCGGUGUCGCUGAGAUGAACCGCGUGGCCCUGAACGACCACACGGGGGGUCUCCACUGGUACUUCUACCAUACUCGCCCAACCGACGAGUUUUCCUUCCCGUCAGAUCGAUUGGAGAUACUGCGCUUCGAGCGCGAGGGCGCCAUCAAUCAAAUCAACAAUCCAGACUCCAAGGCCGAUGUGUUGAUCACCAGCAGCAGGCCGUCCGCCUUUGGUGCGAAUGAUCACAGCACUUUUCACAACGACAUCCUGUUGAAGGCCCCGGACAACACAGCAACAGAAAUCCAGAUGGGUGGCCGCCUGUGGCGCAUUGCGCAGGCGCCAAUCGAUCGGCGCAUCGAGGGCGAACAGCUGACCAUCUGCGCCUUCGAGAUCAUGGCCACAUACCUGGGCCAUUGUUGCAAUCGGUAUCCUCGCAAGGGUGCCGAAUGGUACGAUGACGACAGUCAGAAGAUGAUAGAUCUCGGGGAGUUUUAUUUAGCCAUUGCGCGGACGAUGAUCCUAAAUCCCGAUCUCUUCUGCAACAUGACGCCCCUGUUGAGUAGAGCGCUUGCUGUGGGUUCGAAGCCCGGCAUGGAGAUUUCUCGAGAGAUGGUAGCGGGAGAAGCGCCCAUCGUACCGAUCGAGGACCACAUCGAGCUGGACGGCGAGCCAGGGGUUCUGCCAGAAGUCCACGAGCCGGAGGAGCGGGAUGACCGUUCCCGAGCACCGAGCAAGAGGAGUACCAUCCUGUGUAUUGUGGAACUGGGACCACGGGAGGAAGAGGAGACUGUUGAAAGGGAAGGUCCCGCUACAGCAGAGGAUCCGACGGAGGUAUAUGUGGAUGAGACGCCGACCAAGGGGCCUGCAAAGCGGAAGAGAGGACAUGGAAGGCUUAUGCUUAGUAGUGUAUUCAGGAGCUAA